AUGUCCUUCGCAAAAAUUCAUAGACUAUUAGCUGCUUCGCCGACAGGGUUCCGAACAGCAGUUAGUGCAACAUAUAUUCAAUGUACCAAAAGAACACAAAUUAUUCGACAGAGUUCGUCACAACCUCGAUUUAACAACCAGGAAAUUAAGUCCAAUGAUGCCCUUGAUCCUCAUUCAAAGAUUAUGCAAAUUCUUAGAGAAUCAUCAGCCAUGA
This is a messenger RNA of Acaulospora morrowiae, 214 nucleotides long. NCBI's taxonomy places the organism in Eukaryota, Fungi, Glomeromycota, Glomeromycetes, Diversisporales, Acaulosporaceae. The record is from the annotation of a GenBank genome assembly.